Molecule: messenger RNA, 1268 nt
Organism: Misgurnus anguillicaudatus (oriental weatherfish)
Lineage: Eukaryota; Metazoa; Chordata; Actinopteri; Cypriniformes; Cobitidae
Gene: gng8
Product: guanine nucleotide binding protein (G protein), gamma 8
Biological process (GO): G protein-coupled receptor signaling pathway
Cellular component (GO): heterotrimeric G-protein complex
Molecular function (GO): G-protein beta-subunit binding
Source: RefSeq, a predicted model, not a curated record
GUACCAUCUCUCCUCUCCUCACUCUUAACUUUCUCUUCAUUCAGACCAGCAGGUUGUAAUGUGUUUAACAAGCAGUCAACAAUAACAAGACGAUUGUUCUACUACCAUACUGGAAAAAUUCCCAUCAACUGAGGAUUUCUUCACUGCACUGCUACACCUCCCCACUGAGUCUCAUCCAAAACACAACCAGCUGAGACCCAGCAAAACAAUUACAGCUCUGCAACAGAGAUUACUUUAACAGCCUGGAGGAGCCAAUAGCGUUGUGUCUUCUUAGGGAACUACAACAUAAGACAUCUGAGAUGAGUUGAGAUGUUAUCUACCACAUGAAUUUAUCUGGACUCUUAUGGGAUUUGUUUUGCUGUAUUCCUCUAGGGUUAAUCUGGUUACUGCAAGUGAACAUAAUGUCUAACAACAUGGCCAAGAUUGCAGAUGCUCGAAAGACAGUGGAGCAAUUAAAGUUAGAGGUUAAUAUUGACAGAAUGAUGGUAUCUAAAGCUGCAGCUGAACUGAUGGCUUACUGUGAAGCGCAUGCAAAAGAAGAUCCCCUGGUAGCACCUGUGCCAUCCUCAGAAAACCCUUUCAGAGAGAAAAAGAUUUUCUGUACUGUUUUGUAGAUGUUAUUUAUAGGGCACAUUUUUAUUUUAUUUUGUAGGAUAAUUCAAAGACCUGAAGCCAAAUGUUUCGCUGAUAUUUUACAUAAUUUGAAACAUGACUUUUUAUCUCUCUCAUGCAGGCUACCAUAACUGUAAUGUUUCUGGAUUAUUAAAUUUUUUAACUUAAAUAUAUGUAUAAUAAAACUUUGCAAUUGGAUAAUUUCUUCUGUAGUAGCUUCUAAACAAAAAUGUAUUAUUUUUGUGAAAUAUUUCUAUAAAAAAGGUAUUUAUCUUAGAAACUAAUGAUGUUCAUCUCAAGCACUGAGAUGUUGAUGUGUUUCACAGAUUUGACCCAUUUUUAUUUGUUUUAUUUUUCAUUUAUUAUUGAUGUUUUUCAGCAAAAUCAUUGAAGUCUAUUAAAUAGAUUUAUGAACUAAGGGGAUGUAAUAAAACAGCUAAUUUGCCAGGAAAUGUAAACAUUGCAUUAAUAUGCAUAUAUGUACAUGCACCUGAUUUCAAUAAGUUAUUAUUACCAUUUUCAAAUUUAAAAAUGUCAAGUGGAAAUAAGAUAAGACAAUAUAAAAUUUCGUCUCAUGGUGGCGCUGUUUUCCUAUCCCACACAGCUGCUCUGAAUGCUGCUUGCUUUAUCUAAACAAUAAAAGAGAGCAAAGUUCA